Messenger RNA from Prorocentrum cordatum, 598 nucleotides. NCBI's taxonomy places the organism in Eukaryota, Dinophyceae, Prorocentrales, Prorocentraceae. The record is from the annotation of a GenBank genome assembly.
GGACGCCGAACCCUUUCACAUGCCUUGUCGCCUCUGACAGAUGGGGGUCGGCGACGAAGUGGAGGAAGGGCAUGAGGAAGACGCCGACCACCAGACAGUUCAGACGAAGCCUACGACAGCCAACGUCAUUCCACGAACUGUCAACGUCAGUACCAGACUGCCUCGAAAGCAGCAUGAUGCAAAAGAGGAGGCAAACGAGGCGAGGGUCGGCGUUGAAGCGGAGGAAGAUCAUGAGGAAGAGGCCGACCACCACGCAGUUCAGACGAAGCAUGCGACAGCCAAUGUCAUUGCAGUAAAGCGACACUCUGUGAAAGAGGCGACAGACGAGGCGACCUCGUCUCUCAUCUCCUCGUCUUGGCAGUAGUAGGCAUGCGGCCAGAAAAAGGGCAGGGCGAGUGGAUUGUCUUGACCCUAUCCUGAUCGUUUCCAUCUCGUUCCCACCCUGUGCGGUUUCUUCGACGCCCCCAGCAUCCAGUGUCGCGAGGACAACUAACAAAGGAGUGCAGUGGACACGGCAGAACGAUCGACUUUGUUGGAUCGAUUCGUGAGGACAGCCAGGCCCGAAACGAAGCGCAAGCACCCGUGUUGUUUCUUCGCG